AAACCUAAGCGAGGGGGGAAUAUGGACCAGGUGGAAUCUGUGGUUGCCCAAAUCCAGGGGCUGUCAAGCAGUGUUUCCGAUGUAUCAGCACUUCACAAUUACUUGAAGCAAGUCGAUGAGGUGCUCCACGCUGAGUCAACUGGGUUGUUGCCUUUUCUCGACCAGCUUGACCCAUCCAAGCAUUCUCUGGGCUAUCUCUAUUUCUUAGAGGCUUGCACAUCAGGCCCAGUACCAGUAACAAACGAGCAGGCUAGUGUUCUUGCCUUAAUGAUUGCCAGAUUUAUCAGUUCUUGUGCUGCCGAGCAGAUUCGUUUGGCUCCUGAUAAGUUCAUCGCUGUUUGUAAGAGGUUCAAGGAUCAAGUUUUGUUGCUUGGGGCACCCUUGCGUGGGGUGGCUCCAAUGCUGACUGCAAUUAGGAAGCUUCAGUCUUCCACUGAACACUUGACAACUUUACAUCCUGAAUUUCUUUUACUUUGUUUGUUGGCUAAGUCCUACAAAACUGGUCUUUCAAUUUUGGAGGAUUCCAUUUUUGAGGUUGAUCAGCCAAGGGAUAUUUUUCUCUAUUGUUAUUAUGGGGGAAUGAUAUGCAUCGGACAUAAGUGUUUUCAAAAAGCACUAGAGCUUCUACACAAUGUUGUGACUGCUCCAAUGUCUACAAUCAAUGCCAUAGCUGUUGAGGCUUACAAAAAAUACAUAUUGGUCUCACUUAUUCACAAUGGACAAUUCUCUACUAGUCUCCCAAAGUAUGCUUCUUCAACAGCGCAGAGAAAUUUGAAGAAUUUCUGUCAGCCAUAUGUUGAACUGGCAAAUUGUUACGUCAAUGGCAAAAUCACAGAAUUAGAAGUAUAUGUACAGGCAAACAGGGACAAAUUUGAAAGUGACAGUAAUCUUGGUCUAGUGAAGCAGGUUGUGUCAUCCAUGUAUAAGCAAAAUAUCCAGAGAUUGACUCAGACAUAUCUGACUCUUUCUCUCCAAGACAUAGCCAAUACAGUACAACUAAACAGCCCUAAGGAAGCAGAGAUGCAUGUUCUCCAAAUGAUUCAAGAUGGUGAGAUAUAUGCAACAAUCAACCAGAAGGAUGGAAUGGUUAGAUUCCUUGAGGAUCCUGAACAGUACAAGACAUGUCAGAUGAUUGAGCGCAUUGAUUCAUCAAUCCAGAGGAUAAUGUCACUGUCAAAGAAGCUGAUGGGUAUGGAUGAACUCAUGUCCUGCGAUCCCUUGUACUUAACAAAGGCUGGGCGAGAACGUCAGAGGUUUGACUUUGAUGAUUUUGAUAGCGUUCCCCAGAAGUUCAAUACAUGAACUUCCUCGCUAGAUUUGCCAAAGCUUUUAAACUAAAAUGAUGAGAGAGACACUUGAUAUACAGGAUUAGCUCUAUCACCCCCAUGCUGUUGGAAGAGAUGGAGUAGAUAAUUUGAAAUUUUUCUGUUUUUUCUCCUACGUUAGGUUGAUACAUAUGACAAGAACCCAAUUCAGUUGUGAAUUGUUAAGAGCAUGUUUGAUAUGUACAAAGCAUCAAGGCCGUUUUUCCCCUCGUAUUUCUUUCAAGUGUUUAUAUUUUGGCUAGCAUAUCCUAAAAGUUGAUUGGUACAAGUGCACCCAUGAAUUCCACCAGAGCUGCUGUUGUUGGUUGAUGCAUCUAUGAAAUAGAAUCAAGUUUCAUGG
This is a messenger RNA of Rubroshorea leprosula, 1665 nucleotides long. NCBI's taxonomy places the organism in Eukaryota, Viridiplantae, Streptophyta, Magnoliopsida, Malvales, Dipterocarpaceae. The record is from the annotation of a GenBank genome assembly.